Messenger RNA from Mesoplodon densirostris (Blainville's beaked whale), 5997 nucleotides. RefSeq names its product phospholipase A2 activating protein (gene PLAA). The record is from RefSeq and is a predicted model, not a curated record. Gene Ontology annotation, cellular component: nucleus; cytoplasm. The transcript is spliced from 14 exons. Gene Ontology annotation, biological process: ubiquitin recycling; proteasome-mediated ubiquitin-dependent protein catabolic process. Gene Ontology annotation, molecular function: ubiquitin binding. Lineage: Eukaryota; Metazoa; Chordata; Mammalia; Artiodactyla; Ziphiidae. The coding region runs from base 161 to 2551 and encodes 796 amino acids.
CUGGGCGCGCCCCUUCCAGGCCGCCCUUCCGCACCGGCCUUCGGGCUCUUCCGGUCCCGUCGCCUCUCACCUUCAGGCCCUCUCCCGCUGCACGCCCGGCCUCCCCGACGGACUAAUCUCUCGCGGUGCCCGGCCACCGGGCGCCGGACCUACUAGGGCCAUGGCGAGCGGCGCCGCCAGGUACCGGCUGAGCUGCUCGCUCCCGGGCCACGAGUUGGACGUGCGGGGCCUGGUAUGCUGCCUCUAUCCACCGGGGGCUUUUGUGUCCGUGUCCCGAGAUCGCACCACCCGCCUCUGGGUCCCAGACAGUCCUAACAGGGGCUUUACAGAAAUGCACUGUAUGAGUGGCCACUCCAAUUUUGUCUCUUGUGUAUGCAUCAUACCUUCAAGUGACAUGUACCCUCAUGGACUAAUCGCCACUGGAGGAAAUGACCACAAUAUUUGCAUUUUCUCACUGGAGAGUCCAGCGCCACUUUAUGUACUAAAAGGUCACAAAAAUACUGUUUGUAGUCUUUCAUCUGGAAAAUUUGGGACAUUACUUAGUGGCUCAUGGGACACUACUGCUAAAGUCUGGCUAAAUGACAAAUGCAUGAUGACCUUACAGGGUCAUACAGCUGCAGUAUGGGCAGUAAAGAUAUUACCUGAGCAGGGCUUAAUGUUAACUGGAUCAGCAGACAAGACUAUUAAACUUUGGAAGGCUGGAAGAUGCGAGAGGACUUUUUCUGGGCAUGAAGACUGUGUAAGAGGCUUGGCAAUUCUGAGUGAAACAGAAUUUCUCUCCUGUGCAAAUGAUGCUAGUAUUAGAAGGUGGCAGAUCACUGGCGAGUGUCUUGAAGUAUUUUAUGGUCAUACAAAUUAUAUUUAUAGCAUAUCUGUCUUUCCAAAUUGUAAAGAUUUUGUGACAACAGCAGAAGACAGAUCUCUGAGAAUCUGGAAACAUGGGGAAUGUGCUCAAACAAUCCGACUUCCAGCUCAGUCUAUAUGGUGCUGCUGUGUGCUAGACAAUGGUGACAUUGUGGUUGGCGCGAGUGAUGGUAUUAUUAGAGUGUUUACAGAAUCAGAGGAUCGGACAGCAAGUGCUGAAGAAAUCAAGGCUUUUGAAAGAGAACUCUCUCAGGCAACCAUUGAUUCCAAAACUGGUGAUUUAGGGGACAUUAAUGCUGAGCAGCUUCCUGGGAGGGAACAUCUGAAUGAACCUGGUACUAGAGAAGGACAGACUCGCCUAAUCAGAGAUGGGGAGAAAGUCGAAGCCUAUCAGUGGAGUGUUAGUGAAGGGAGGUGGAUAAAAAUUGGUGAUGUUGUUGGCUCAUCUGGUGCUAAUCAGCAAACAUCUGGAAAAGUUUUAUAUGAAGGGAAAGAGUUUGAUUUUGUUUUCUCAAUUGAUGUCAACGAAGGUGGACCAUCAUAUAAACUGCCAUAUAACAUCACUGACGAUCCCUGGUUAACUGCAUACAACUUCUUGCAGAAGAAUGAUUUGAAUCCUAUGUUUUUGGAUCAGGUGGCUAAAUUUAUUAUUGAUAACACAAAAGGUCAAAUGUUGGGACUUGGGAACCCCAGUUUUUCAGAUCCGUUUACAGGUGGUGGUCGGUAUGUUCCAGGCUCUUCAUCAGGAUCUUCUAACACACUGCCUGCAGCAGAUCCUUUUACAGGUGGUGGUCGGUAUGUACCAGGGUCUGCAAGUAUGGGAACUACCAUGGCUGGAGUUGAUCCAUUUACAGGGAACAGUGCCUACCAAUCAGCUGCAUCUAAGACAGUGAAUAUUUAUUUUCCUAAAAAAGAGGCUGUCACUUUUGACCAAGCAAACCCUACACAAAUAUUAGGUAAACUGAAGGAACUUAAUGGAACUGCAUCGGAAGAGAAGAAGUUAACUGAGGAUGACUUGGUACUUCUUGAAAAGAUACUGUCUCUAAUAUGUAAUAAUUCUUCAGAAAAACCCACAGCCCAGCAACUUCAGAUUUUAUGGAAAGCUGUUAACUGGCCUGAAGAUAUUGUCUUUCCUGCACUUGACAUUCUUCGGUUGUCAAUUAAACAUCCCAGUGUGAAUGAGAACUUCUGCAAUGAAAAAGAAGGAGCUCGGUUCAGCAGCCAUCUUAUCAGUCUUCUGAACCCUAAAGGAAAGCCAGCAAACCAGCUGCUUGCUCUCAGGACUUUUUGCAAUUGUUUUGUUGGCCAGGCAGGACAAAAGCUCAUGAUGUCCCAGAGGGAAUCACUACUGUCCCAUGCAAUAGAACUGAAAUCAGGGAGCAAUAAGAACAUUCACAUUGCUCUGGCUACAUUAACCCUGAACUAUUCUGUUUGUUUUCAUAAAGACCAUAACAUUGAAGGGAAAGCUCAGUGCUUGUCAGUAAUUAGCACAGUCUUGGAAGUUGUACAAGACCUGGAAGCCACUUUUAGACUUCUUGUGGCUCUUGGGACACUUAUCAGUGAUGAUUCAAACGCUGUACAAUUAGCCAAAUCUUUAGGCGUUGAUUCUCAAAUAAAAAAGUACGCCUCGGUAUCAGAACCAGCUAAAGUAAGUGAAUGCUGUAGACUUAUCCUAAAUUUACUGUAACAGUGGGCUAGGGGACUGAGAUUUUAAAUUGAUAAGUUUUUUUUUUCCUCAUAUUUCACAUGACUGAUUACAGAUGAAAAGAAUGCUGUGGAUUAAGUAAAAUUUCAGAUCUUGUAAAGUGGGGGCGGGGGAGGUGAAACAAAGGAGAAAUAAAAUUUUUGCACUGAUGAACUGUGAAAUUUUCCUGGGUAAUGGGGAUAGGUUCAGAGAUAAAUUAAGAAUGAGCUGUGACCAACAGCAACGCAACUACAGUGGUGUAAUUCCCUUACCUUAGCAAACUAGGAGAAGACAAGGGCUUUUAUUUAUGUAAUCUGCUUUACUACUUAUACCCCCAGACUGUUAAUUGUUGGUGGUUGUCUUUUAUUUAAUUUCUGCUCUACUCAUUUUCAUUGCUGGAUGCUUUCAACAGCAUUGAUUGAUUUCAAAGUCUUGUUUUAGGACAACUACUUUAGAAUUUUUAAAAUUAAGUUUGUUAUAAAUUAUUCCAUAUAUUGAAAAGAUAUAAAAUAAUUUCUUCAUUUAAGUUCUUUGUAAAUAGAAAGUUUGUUUGAUGGCUCAUUUUUAGUUCAAGUAAAAGCAAAUUACUAAGCUGUGUUAUGUGUAUCAGUUCAGACAGAUGAAGCCCCAAAUUGACUACAGGCUUAUGAUCCAGUUUCUUUUCCCCUUCACUAUUUGAGGUAACUUCAUUAUUCAUUCCAGUUUCGAUAUCUGAUUGUCUAUUUUUGGUCAUUUCCAUUAUAUCAAAGGGAAUUUGGAAUGUGUUGAAUAUUAUCAGGCAAUUGAGUGAGCAAGAAUACAUCAAACUGUUAUUUGCAAGUCCAGAGACUGUCAUGGGAAAUUAGUAUUUUUGAGCCUCUAACAUGGUCCAGGUAUAGUGCUAAACACUUGGAUAUUUAAUUCCCAAAUCCUGUUAAAUGUAGGGUGAUGUUAUCUCUAUUUUCAGAAGUAAAGAUAGUGGGAUGAAUCAUGAUGGAAAAAAGGAAAAGUACAAACCAUGCCAUACUUCCUAGAGAGGGAGGGGUCACAAAUUUGUCUAUGAACAUCCUAGCAACUAACACCAAGAAGGAACCAACCCAUUAAUUAUAUAAUUUACUGUGUCUAAGAGAACCUUAAUUUCUUAAGAGAAGUGUAACUAUUCUUAAUCUAAAAUAGCAUCAUUCCCAACAUUUAUGAUAUAUAGAACCGUGAAUUUCCUGGCUUAAUGCCAAAUUGCAGUCUAAGAAGACCAUUUCUUCCCCAAUAAGAGAGGAAUGGUUUGAUUGUCUAGAUUAAUCCAAGGAAAAACUUUUGGAAUAUCAAAAGAGAAUGGGUAAAAUGUAAAUUGAGGGGAUAUAUAUUUUGCUAAGUAUUAAAUUGCAAUUUUCUGGUGUGUACCCAGACGUUAAAUAUUGUUUGCUGGUUCCAUUAGUUACCUGUGCUCUGCUUUUUGUUGAAUUGGGAUUUAGGGGGUUAAGUCAAAGUUAAAUGACUGUAUUAAGAGUAUAACUGGGUCAGCCUGGUUCAGUGCUUACAAUACAGUGCUUUCUUUUUAACAUGUCAUGUUUAGCAUGCAAUUAUAAGUACAAUUUAUCUGCAAUAUUUUGAAAUACUAGGUACCUUUGUAUAAUGGUAGGAUGUAAAGUCUUCGUUAAGAAUAGUUUACUCUUCAAAAUGUAAGGGGUGGCAAAUGGUAAACACUGUUUGCUUCCCAUUAGUGUACAAGUGUUUUUAUAACCACUUUUAUUAUACUGUUAUGUCAUGUUUAUUGAAGAAAAAUUACAAAAUACAGUUUAGCAAAAAGGAAAAAAAAUCCCACUUGAAAGAUAAGUGAUAAGUGGUGAUCUAAUUGUUUUAAAGAUUUUUUUUAAGUUACUUUUUUCCAUGAUUCCCUUAUUUUUUUUUCUGAAUAGAAAAAUACACAUUCAUUGCAUAAAACACACACACAUUAAAUAAAAAUUGCCUAUAAUUCCACUACCCAGAGAGAAUCAUUCUUGACAUCUUGUGCCAUAUCAAUUGGUAUGUAAACAUGUUUUAUUUUUUUAAAAAAGGAUUGUAUUAUACACAUUGUUCAAUAACCUGAUUUUUAAACUUGACAUAUAGUACACAUAUUUCCACCUUAAUAAAUAUAAUAUUAUGUUAUAUCGAUGUGCCCAUUUCCUAUUAUCUGACAUUGUUUCCUAUUUUCAGCUAUCAAGCAAUGCUAUGGCAAAUCUCACAAGUUUCUUACUAAUUCCUUAGGAUACAUUUUAUACUUGGAAUUGGUGGGUCAAGUUAAUGCACAUUUUUAAACUUUGAUAAAUGUUGCCAAAUCACCUCCAGUGGUAAAAGUCUUGGAGUUAAUGUCCUUCAUAUUGCGUUAGAAACUGUUGCCUGCAAAAGAGCUAAGUUAUCAUUGUCUCCAAUUCAUUAACUAUUAUAGUCCCCCUCUGACAUUACAUUUUUAAAAAUGAGCAUUUUAGGGAAUUCCCUGGCUGUCCAGUGGUUAGGAUUCCAUGCUUCCACUGAAGGGGGGCAGGGUUCAAUCCCUGGUUAGAGAACUAAGAUCCCCCAUGCCACACGGUGUGGACAAAAAAUAAAUAAAUAAAAUGAGCAUGUUAUGAUUUUUUUUCAUGACUAGCUGAAUUUAUAACUAAAUAACAAUGUGACAGAAUUUUUUUAUCUACCUCAUAAUCAAAAUAAUGGAAGAAGCAUAGCUAAAAACCUUCACAAAGAUAAUUCUGGGGAUAAGACUGGGUUAUGGCUUCCUUAGCAGUUAUCACUGUAUAUUAUGGUUAUUUUGUGAAAAAAUAAUAAAAUGUAUAGAGGAUCAUUAGUGAUGUAUCAUCCUUCCUAGAGGUCUUGAGAUACAAAUUACCCACCUGAGAAUAGGAAAUGUUAUUCAAUCAUUAAAAAAAUAAAUUAUAAUUAAUUUCUAGUGCAUUUUUCUGUAGAAAAUUAUACACAGUAUCUCAGUCUGUUUCGGCUGCUACAACAAAAAUACCAUAGAUUUGGUGGCUUACACAACAAACGUUUACUUCUCACAGUUCCGGAGACUGGAAGGUCCAGAUAAAGGUGCUGGCAUAUUUGGUGUUUGGUAAGGGCCCGCUUUCUGGCUCUUACAUGCUGUCUUCCUGUGUCCUUGCAUGGCAGAAGGGAGGGGGGAGCUCUCUGGGGACCCUUCAGUCCUGAGGGCUCCACUCUCAUGAUCUAAUCACCUCCCGAAGGCUCCACCUCCAAAUACCAUCACGUAGGAGAUUAGGUUUCAACAUAUUUUGAGGAGGCACAUUCAGCUGUAGCACACAGUGUAGUUGUCAUUAUAAAUACAAUUUUGAAGACUCAUUUAACAUCAUUUUUCCAUGUGUUUCAAUUUUUUUAAUGAAAAUGUUCAUACAUACAAUGAACACUCAUGGACUUGCCAACUACGUUCUGCAGUUGUUAACAUUUUGCCAUAUUUGCUUUAUCUCUGUUGUUAAUACUUCCAUUUGAAA